CCGCCAUAUUUUUCUCUGUCAGCAACUACUUUGACUGGUUUGCACUUUGGUGUGACUGCAUUGGUUGGAUUAGUUUCAAACGCCACCGGAUAUUCUGCUUCAAAGCAUGUUCCUCUGUGGGAGCUUCUCUGGUUUUCCCUUGUCGCCAACACAUCCAUCACAGGGAUGAACCUGAGCCUUAUGCUUAAUUCUGUUGGCUUUUACCAGAUUUCCAAGCUUAGCAUGAUUCCUGUGGUUUGUGUGAUGGAAUGGAUGCUUCAUAACAAGCAGUAUUCAAAGGAGGUGAAGAUGUCUGUUUUAGUGGUGGUUGUGGGUGUUGGUGUUUGUACAGUGACAGAUGUCAAAGUUAAUGGCAAAGGUUUUAUAUGCGCGUGCAUAGCAGUGCUUUCCACAUCUUUGCAGCAAAUUGUGAGUUCUUGCUAAUCCAUCAAUUUUUACUUAGCAAAAUUU
Molecule: messenger RNA, 450 nt
Organism: Phalaenopsis equestris
Lineage: Eukaryota; Viridiplantae; Streptophyta; Magnoliopsida; Asparagales; Orchidaceae
Product: UDP-galactose transporter 2-like
Exons: 2
Cellular component (GO): Golgi apparatus
Molecular function (GO): antiporter activity; UDP-galactose transmembrane transporter activity
Source: RefSeq, a predicted model, not a curated record